GGGAAAUAUUUUAUUCUGUGUCACAGGCUAUAGAAGGGAAAGCCCUUAAAGGGUCUGCAUUUAAUCCAUCCCAUCCCCCCAUCGCCACACUCACUCCUCCAAUCAUUCGUAUGGGAAAAUUUCAUAUUUCACCCCCUUUUCACCUAUCACCCUGCCAGUAAGCACAUUAACCCUUCACACAAACCUCCCUCCCAUCUCUGACCCAAUUUUGGGUAAUGAGGGGUAAGAGGGGUCCAUUGUGUGUGUUCCACAGAAGAGAGAGAAGAGGAGGAAACGAAAAGACAUGCAACCCCCCACCCACUUCAUUGUACACGCCGCACACACACACACACACUCACACACACACACACACUGCAGUCCCACAUGGUUGUCAGAUUGUGCGUAUAAAUGUGGGGGUCUGUUUGCUUCCUGGUUUUAAGGGUAAUGGCUAAUGAUCUCGUAAAAGAAUGAAAAGGAAAGAGAGAAGAGCAGGGAGAUGAAAGGAAAAGGGGUGGAGAGGCAGACACAAAGAGGAGAGAUAACAGGGACACCCGAGUGUAUAGUCUGUGAACUUUGCCAUCUGGGACACUGUCGUCCGACGCCAUGAGCUGGAGCUUCCUGACGCGUCUGCUGGAGGAGAUCCAAAAUCAUUCCACACCGGUGGGGAAACUCUGGCUGACAGCAUUGGUCGUAUUCCGCAUUGUGUUGACGGCAGUGGGCGGAGAGUCCAUCUACUAUGACGAACAGAGCAAGUUUGUUUGCAACUCAGGCCAGCCUGGCUGUGAAAACGUCUGCUAUGACUCCUUUGCACCGCUCUCACAUGUCAGGUUCUGGGUCUUCCAGAUCAUCUUCUCUGCCAUGCCAUCACUUCUCUAUAUGGGUUAUGCGGCUAAUAAAAUCUCCCACACCAAGGAGGUGCCAGGGACUGGGGAUGGGGAUUCAGCAGGAGGUGGAGCAGAAGGUGGGUACACACAUCGGAGGCCAAGGAAACUUUACUUUGCGGCACGUCAGCAUCGAGCAGGGCACGAGAAUUCAGGGGAGGAGAGAGAGGAUGACCCAAUGAUCUAUGAGGUACCUGAGAUAGAUAGCACUCGAAGGGAGCUUGUUCCACCACGCCCCAAGCCCAAAGAGCGGCAUGAUGGGCGGCGGCGCAUAAGGGACGAUGGCCUGAUGCGAGUGUAUGUACUCCAGCUACUGACACGUUCAGCCCUGGAAGCGGCCUUCCUGGCUGGCCAGUAUCUGCUGUAUGGCUUUCAUGUGGCACCCAUCUUCGUGUGUACAGGUGAGCCUUGCCCGCACCGUGUGGACUGCUUUGUUUCACGCCCAACAGAGAAGACCAUCUUCUUGCGCAUUAUGUAUGGCGUCAGCUGCCUCUGCCUGUUACUCAACGUGUGGGAAAUGAUUCACCUUGGAGUGGGCACUAUCAAAGAUGCACUGCAAAAACGUCAUGCUGCCACAGCAGAAGAAGAAUACCAACUGGGCCUGCUGGGGCCCGGAGGCAUGUCUGACAGAGUAAGCGGGCCAGCACUCAACGAAGGAGAAAUGGUGGAUGAUGUUGGGAACAGAGUCAGGGAGGCAGACUACGUGGGUUAUCCGUUCACUUGGAGCACCCCAUCUGCACCACCAGGCUAUAACAUCGUGAUGAAGCCGGAAGCCCUGCCCUACACAGACCUGAGCAAUGCCAAGAUGGCAUGCAAGCAGAACCGUGCCAACAUCGCACAAGAGGAGCAGCAGCAGUUUGGAUCAAACGAGGACAACUUCCCUUCGGCAAGUGAUGCUCGGCCGCCACCAGUCAACGAGGAUGCUGUCCAGUUAGAGGCAGCUAUUCAGGCCUAUGCCCUCCAACACAGUGCCAGCAAUAGCCAUAAUGAGAUGCAUGACAACCAUAAUAAUGAUGAUAAGCCACAAAGUAACAUCCCCACUGUUCCUCAGAAAGAGAGGAAACAUCGGUUGAAACAUGGCAAAGUAGGCAGUGGGAGCAGCAGUAGUAGCAAAUCUGGUGAGGGCAAACCAUCUGUAUGGAUCUGACUAUCUGUAGACAGUUCCAUUUUGCAAAACCUUGCCGUUUACAUAGAUACCCACACACACAUGCACAGAUGAUACAGUUUUUAGGUAUACUGUAUACACUGUAUAUUUAUUGGUAUAGCAUAUAUUUUGUGCCUUAUGAUCCAGGGCAUUCUGGAUGAGUGAAAGUAUACUUUUGACUGAUCUUCUGGUCUUCCUGUUGUUUGAACUAAGUCAUUUCUAUAUCAGUGCUUGGCCAUAACAUUUUUUUAAGAAACAUAUUUGAUAAAAAGGACUUUGAUACUGAUGGUACUGGUGUGAGAAGCUCCCAAGUCUUUCUGGGAUUUUGCAAGGAAAUCCCAAACCAAAAUAGUUCUUCAAACUGGAGCUACAACAUCUAUAGAUGCACCGAUCCCACAUUUUCCAAUUGCCAUAUAACAUCAGAGCUUGGGGUAUCGGCUGCUAUGCAAUGCCAAGUUAUGCGAAACACCAGAGGUGUUAUGGUGACAUGCUUUAAGACAAUGUACGGUCUGUGUUCAUGUCCAAGAUCUGUGUUGUGUCAUUCCACAGAACUUAACUGUCAAUGACGUAAAAUACAUCACUGGAUCAAAUCGGAAAAUAUAUCAAAUCUGAUCCCAUGCUAAUCAGAUGUUUUAAGCCAAUAAUUAGUACCAGAUCUGUACAUCCCUAAUGAGAUCGCACUGUCAGAUUUCACAAUGAUUUCUAAUGCUGUGACAUCGCACCGCAACGACGUCACACUGUGUUCAUUUUAUCCUUCCAGGACGGAGGGUGGAUCUUGUUUAAAAAAAAAAAAACACGUAUAUAGAAAUGCCUACAUAUGCAUGCACAGAACUCUUUUACCCUACAUCAGCUCUUUUUCUUGCUUAUUGACUCAUGACACGGCAGAGAACAGGUCAAUGCUACAUCCUACCAUUCCCUGUUAUUAUCUCAGAGUCUUCACAUAGAAAACCGUCACAGAGCCACGAAACUGUGGAAAGGCUGAUUGUUUCGUCAUACUGCCCCCUUCUGCAUAACAGUAGUUAUUUCCGUCAACCAGCAGCAGAGAUCUGGUAAAAAGCGGUUGAGUGGUAUAGUUUGUUACAGUUGUCUUUGUACUGUAGUAAUUAUUGACAUGUUCAGAUAUAUUUACUCAGUCUCUAAGGGUUACAGGCGCCUAAUAUCCAGUCACUGUGAUGUCACUGGUACAUUUUUAUGCCCACACGUGCACUCAUGCUUGAAAAGCCUGUGUAUUGUGUGAAGUCUUCCAUUUUGCCACAUUCCAAGAAUUUUUUUUGUUGCCUUUUUAUGCACCAGUAUGAAUGCUCUGGGAGACCAAAUACUGUUGGCAUGGAUUCAUCCUGCUGCUAUGCCGUCAUGCUAACGGUGCAGAAAAGGCCAUAUAUAAAUUCUGUAUUACACGUGAGAGAUGGAGAGGACAAAACCCUUUAUAUUUCAGCAAUACUUUUCUGUAACGAUGAUUGUGAAUUUGGGUGAAAUUAUUAAUAUAGAAAAGAUUUUGCUUGUUUGUUGAAUUUCAAUAUUUCAGUUUUUUUUUUAAUAUUGGUGUUUUUGUAUGUGGACUUCCAUUCAGUAUUUAUCAUGCCUUUUUUUGGUUAUGACACUUUUGUAGGGUUUAUUUCAUUGCAUUCAAUUUUGUAACAAAAAUGAAGCUCAUUUUUGUAUGAAGCUACGUAUAUACAUACAAAAAAAACAACAACAUAUAUAAUCAAAGUGAAGUGUGCAAUUUUACGGCCAUUUGACUGACAAUAUUCCACAAUAUAUUUAGAUCUUGAAAUCUUGUAAUUAAACAUGACUGGUACAGAGAUAGAUCUGAAUUUGCACUUGGGGAAAAAAAGAAUGUGAAGCUAUGAUGGUGGCAAAUAUCCAAACAAUACUGGAUAAAAUCCAACUGCAGCUGCAGAAAAAGACAUUUAACUGUGUGCGUUCACUCAUAUGACACACAGAGUAAGUAGGGAAAUGGCCACUAAACCAUUUCUAGAGCAAUUUUAUUAUAAGAGCUCCAAGGAAAGACACCUAUAACACCAUUUUGCCCAAUAUAUGGUGUUAGGAUUUGUGAAUCGCCAUCCCGGAAUGAGCCCUCAGAAAACUGUUAGGAAAUUAAUUGAGAAUAGAGAACCUUCGUGUUACAAUUCUUAAGAAGAGAGAAAGUGAAGUUACACAGAAAGACAGUGCCCUUGCCCCGCUACACACUUCCUGCACCGAGUGCUUGAGACAGUUUACCAAAUGACACAGACACACAAAGUUAAAAAAAAUGCAAGAUCUCUCAUUUAUUCAAAGAAAAACAGAGUAAAUAUCAUGCUUGACACACAGCAGAGACAAUGGGUUAACUAUUGAUUGGCUAGGCGGAAGGGCAUAUUUACAUAAAACAGGAAGCAUAUCAAUGUAAGACAGGAACAAUUAAGUAUAUGGUUUUCAGGAAGUCAUAGGAAUAUGGGCAAAUGCUAUUCAGGAAGACAAAAGGAAUGCGCAGAUGUUGAGGGGUUUUAUCUGUCUGUACCUGAGUUAACAGAGGAACAGUGUCUGUAUUUAUGCUUUGACCUGGAUCAGGAUGAACUCAAAGAUAUUUCUUCCUCCUUGCUCUUUGCGUGAAGGCUACUGGCACAGUGCUUGGCCAGCACAUCUUCUCAGCAGGGUCACUACAACUGAUGGCACUGUAUACGCUGAUUACUCUUAAGAGUGUAUAUUCGUGUGCCUGUAUUUCCACUGAAUUAGGAUAUGGAAUUUAAAAUGUAAGAUAUCUGUAGAAUAUUUCUCCUUACUUGUCUUGUUGCCCUUUUUCUGACUUUUUAAAAGAAUCUCUCAUAUCUGUUAUACUUAAAAGAGAGAGAGAAAAAAAUCUUUUCUUAAUGUGCCAAGCUGUAAUGCCCAGUAAAGUACAAUUAUUUCCAUUUUUGGAAACCCCCUUUUUUGGAUUUCAUGAAAAUGCAUGCCCAGAGCUAUUUUGUUAAUAAACAUGUAAAAUGAAUAAAUAA
Molecule: messenger RNA, 4976 nt
Organism: Ictalurus punctatus (channel catfish)
Lineage: Eukaryota; Metazoa; Chordata; Actinopteri; Siluriformes; Ictaluridae
Gene: gjc1
Product: gap junction protein gamma 1
Exons: 2
Coding region: 583-2007 (474 amino acids)
Biological process (GO): cell communication
Cellular component (GO): connexin complex
Source: RefSeq, a predicted model, not a curated record